AUGGCGGACGCGUCGUUCGUGUGCUUCGUGGGGGCGAAGAAACGCGUGGUGGGGGCGACCGCUGGGCGGUGUCGCGCGCGAUCAGAGCAGGUGGCGACGAAGGAGCUGGGCUGCGACGUGGUGAAAGAUCUCGGACUCGCGGGUUUUCUGAGCGCCGAGGCGAAGGCGCGGACGCACGAGUGCGAGGACACCGGGACGGUCACGGUGUUCAUCGGGGAACUGGAGAACUUGGAAGAAAUGGCGCGGGAGGUGGAUCUGCCGAGCGACGCGAACCCGGCGCACGUGGUGUCGCAGAUGAGGUCGACGUUCGGGACGUCAUUUCUGGACGAACUGCGCGGGAAGUGGGCCUUUGCAACGGUGACUCCGCAGAGAGAAUCCGUCUUCGCCGCGGUCGACAGUGAGAGCAGUUUGACAAUAUACCGAGGACGGGGAACCGAAGGCGGGGUCGUCAUUUUACACGCGCAGGAAGGAUCGGGUUUCAACCCAAAGAAGUGCGAGGCGCUGGACGUGUUCGAACUCACAAAGAUUCCGGCGGGAAGCUUCAUCAGCGGAAACAAACACAUUACACCGCAUCGAUACGUUCAAGUGAAAUCUGAUGAUGAUUUGUACGCGGUUUAUAAUACGUUCGACGAGGUGCCUUACAGUGGCUUGAACGACGUGUCCGAUCUCAAGGCUUCACUAGGUGCCGCUGAAGCGCACGCAGUAGUUAGUGGCUAA
Molecule: messenger RNA, 717 nt
Organism: Ostreococcus tauri
Lineage: Eukaryota; Viridiplantae; Chlorophyta; Mamiellophyceae; Mamiellales; Bathycoccaceae
Product: Class II glutamine amidotransferase domain
Exons: 1
Coding region: 1-717 (238 amino acids)
Source: RefSeq, a predicted model, not a curated record